This is a messenger RNA of Saccoglossus kowalevskii, 2810 nucleotides long. Its product is annotated as arylsulfatase B-like. NCBI's taxonomy places the organism in Eukaryota, Metazoa, Hemichordata, Enteropneusta, Harrimaniidae. Gene Ontology annotation, molecular function: sulfuric ester hydrolase activity. The record is from RefSeq and is a predicted model, not a curated record.
CGACUCUCAUAUGCAAAUACAAAUAUAGCAAGCGACACAAACCAUGGAUUUGACUCCCUUGUUUCGUGCUGUAUGUUUUCUCAUUUUAAUCAGAAUUACAGAAGGCGGAGACAAGAGGCCGAACAUCGUCUUCAUCCUCGCCGAUGACUUUGGUUGGCAUGACAUCGGUUACCAUGGUUCCAUUGUAAGAUCGCCGUAUAUGGAUUUUCUAGCCAGCGAGGGAGUAAAAUUGGAGAAUUAUUACGUACAGCCGAUGUGUUCACCAACACGGGCACAGUUAAUGAGUGGCCGAUAUCAGAUCCGGUAUGGAUUGCAGCACUUGGUGAUUCAACCAGACCAACGUGCAUGUCUACCACCCGAUGAAGUCACCAUUGCGCAAAAGAUGAAAGAAGCCGGUUAUGCAACACAUAUGGUUGGUAAAUGGCAUCUUGGUUUCUACAGAAAAGAGUGCCUUCCCAUCAAUAGAGGAUUCGACACGUUUUUCGGAUUUCUAAACUGUCUAAUAUACCACUACACCUACGAUUUUGGAUAUUGGCAUACCCCUGAAAGUGGAAACAAGACCAUUAUGUUUGGAUGGGAUCUCUUCAGAAACCAUGACUGUGUUGCCAAGGAACACAAAGGAGAGUACUCCACCAUUUUGUUUGCGGAAGAGGCUCAACGAGUGAUUUGGAACCAUGACCAGGAGACGCCAAUGUUCCUGUAUUUGCCAUUCGCCGCUGUACACAACCCACUAGAUGUACCACGUGAGUAUGAAGCCAUGUAUGAGGGUAUCAUUGAAGACGAACAACGGCGAAAGAAGGCUGCCAUGGUUACCUGUAUGGAUGAGGCUAUCUGGAAUAUCACAAAGGCGUUGAUGGACACUGGAAUGUGGGACAACACAGUGCUGAUAUUUUCAACAGAUAAUGGAGGUGCUACUAGUGUGGGUGGUAAUAACUGGCCAUUACGAGGUGGCAAAAGGUCAAUGUUUGAGGGCGGUAUACGGGGCGUUGGGUUUGUCACAAGUCCUUUAUUAGAUGAAGCUGUGAGAGGAACUGAAAAUAAUCAACUCAUACACGUCACUGAUUGGUUCCCGACGUUUGUUCACCUGGCUGAGGGUAAUCUUUCUGGAACGAAGCCAUUGGAUGGAUUUAACCAAUGGGACACAAUCAGCCAGGGAAUGUUCUCUCCAAGAAACGAGUUUCUCAUCAACAUAGAUCCUAUGGAAAUAUGUGCUAACCCUCUUGCCACCAAUCAAUUCCGACCAAAUCCAUAUUUUGAUGUCUGCGUACGAGGCGGCAUUAGAGUGGGCAAAUGGAAACUGGUGACAGGCGUUCCACGACAGAUGUAUUGGACAGCGCCCCCGGAGCUAGGCUUGGAAAAUAUUCGUCUGAGCGAAGGGAAGGACAAAAUGGUAUGGUUGUUUGACGUAUACGAAGACCCCAACGAACUCUAUGAUAUGUCAGAAGAAAAGCCUGAUAUAGUAAUGGCGCUGUUGCAAAAACUUGGGAACUACAAUGCGACUGCCGUACCAGUGAACUACCCUGCUGGCGACAUGUGGGCGAAUCCACAGUUGAGAAAAGGCCAUGCAUGGGGACCAUGGGUGUAAGGAUGAGACGUUAAUAACUGUAUCACUUGUACAUAUGGAAUAACUCGAUCUGCCAAUUUCAUUUUUGAAACUGGUGUCGUAUUCACCAUAUUUGAUAUGUACAGCACCUUAAAGCGGAAGGGUCGUUACCUGCGCACGCGCAGGAAUUGAGUCCAAAGCGACGAUAACAACACACGCUAAAAACGCAAAGGCUCAUGGGUAGACGCUUGUUUGUAAUCAAUGACACGCUAUGGCCAUCUGACGCAUGCGCAGGUGACGACUCCCCGCUUUAACAUACUUGUACUUAUACAUCCACAUAUUAUGUAUUUAUAAAACUACGUUUUUGAGAAGGGUGAGCUACAAGUUCAAGCCGUUGUGCAAUGAUUUCGAAAACAAGAUUUCUGAUUCAUCCCAUUAAAUAUAGCAAAAAAAAAGUGCAGUCAAUUUGAGAUGUUUACCAUAGACGAAUCACGUGACACAAAUGGCAGUAAUGUUCGCGAGAUGAGUUGAAUUUGUAGUAGGGCAUUUUUCAUAUUUCACAAAUUCUCAAAAAUCAGAAAACUUAUUAUAUCCUAAGCUAUGACUGAAUAAUGGGCAAUCUUUUCAUUCUAUUUCUUGACCAAAAUACACUUUGGAAAAUGUUGUCUACAUGUUUGGCUGGUUCCCACCUCAAGUGUCAUGGCACACUAGUAAUGCUUACAGAGUACUGAUUGGUCAAUCACGUUCUCGUUCCUAGUUUUAUUUCUCUUAGUUACCUGACAUCAGCGCUUACCCUUGUGGUCGUUCCUUAUAUAAAGCAGAGGUUUCCCACGCUCUCAAAAGUUGCACGAAUAUAACACUUUUUUUUUUGUAUUACUUUGUACAAAAAUAGCGAGAAAUAUUAGAACCAACCUCAAGUAUGACGUCGAAGCAGGAGGAAUGAAUGAAAUGUUUUCAGAUUACGUCACUCAGUUCGGCCCAGUGGAACGAUAUGGCGAUUACUUGAUUCCUGCGUCAUACUUGUCAUUCGCAAAGGACGCCGGGAACCAACGAAUCUACAUGUGUGUUGUGUAGCGUUUACGUAUGUGAGCUAAGUAAAGUUGACAAUUGAGGGCACUAUUUAAUCUGUAUUAUUUUUGAUGAUAUCUACUGAUCUGUUUUGAUAAUGUAGAUAUGUGUUUAAACAAUUUAUUUAGGAUAAGUGAUUUCUGUAUUGUAAUUAACGUAACUUAUUAAUUAUUACGAAAUAAUAAAGGGUGUACAAAGA